AGUAGAGUAGAGUUAAAUCUAGAUCUAUCUAUAGUCUAUUAAGUCUAUAGAAUAUAUUAUAUAUCUAUUUAAUCUAUUCACUAUUGAGAUUGUAGAGUAGACCAGGACAGAUAUAGAUUAGAUCUAGAUUAAUAGGUCAUCUACAUACUUAGCUUACUAGUUUUAUUUUCACGUAGAUCUGGAACUUAAAAAAUAUAUUGUUAAAAGUCUAUCGGUAUCAGAGUAUAAUACAUUAAUUGAUUAAUAGAUCUAGAGUAGUUUAUGCUAUUCGGACACCUAUAGGCCCAAAUUUGAAAGUUUGACUUUGACAGCGCAUUAUUUUACAAUGGUUUGACAUAGAAAAGAAAAUGACGUAUCAAAAUCUUCUUUAGUUAAUGGAGAAUAAGGAUGACUACUUAUUUGUACCUCUAACCUAUAUUUGUUGUUAUAUUUAAGGUCAAAGAGGCCGUGUGUUUUCAUUUAAUUCGGACACAUUUGACCCACAUUAUUUGAUUCCGGACACCAUAAUUUAUUUCGGACAGUCUCUAUAUUUAGGCAUCAAUAAACUCAGAUUUUAAUUCUAUAUUAAUAUUAACUAAAUUUUAAGAUCCCCAGGCAUAGCCCCUCACAGGAAAUCAUUACAAUGUUUUCAAACUAUGCAUAAAUACGAACACAAAAAAUAAAAAUAUGAACACACUUAUUCUAUCAAAAUUAGGUCACUGGAAUAGUGACUUCUACACUGACUUUUAGACUUAUUUUAUGUUUGUUUAUUUUAUGUGUGUUGAAUGUUUGGUGUUUGCAUGAUUAGAUGUGUGUUGAAUGUUUGAGUUUUUUUUUGUUUAUAAAUUUAAUAAAUUUCUAGAUCUAAUACAGAUGAUCUUUUGUACUAUAGUAGGCCCCUACAGGUUACGAUAGCCAUUCUGAAUCCUCUAUAUUCUCUCUAUAUAAAUCUAGAUCUAUCUAGUAGGUCUAGAUCUAAGCAUUUAACGUCAUUCAAUGUACCAAGCUCACUCCAAACAUUUGCCCAUUUAUUCUUUAUUUAAAAAAACAACAACAAACGAACAAAUAUAAUAUAAGAUCAUUUUUAUUGAUGUCCAAAACUGGCUGUCCGAAAUAAAUUUUGGUAAGAAAAUCGUAAUCUAAUUCGGACAACGUAUUAAUUUUUUUUUUGUAUGGAAUUAGAAAACUUGGCUUAUGAAUCAAAUAAAUUAGCUCCAAAAACAGAAUAAUUAUUGCCGGGCUCAUUAGUGUAGACUUAGCCAAUCAAAAAAUAUAGUCUUAACUCUAGGAAGAGGUAAAGUCAUCCGGGUAACAUAGGAAAAAAAAACAACCUGACUAACAAAUUUGAAAUUCGUUUUUCUUACAUAAAAAGACAGCUAAAUGGAAGGAAAUUGGGUUAGAAUCAUUGGAAAAUGGACAAGCACAUUAUAUAGCGCGCUAGUUUUAUAAUACAUAUUAAAAUAAUUAUUUAAUGACCACAAAAAACAGCGAAUGUCCGAAUUCAUGUAAUGUCCGAAAUAAAUAAACUACUAUAGUAAUAGUAUCAAAAAAAUCAAGUCUCUACUAUCAUGAAUAAUCUAUGGGCUAAAAAUAGAUCUUCUAGCAGGUGACUGCAGAUGGUUAACUUACUAGUUCUAAGACGUCUAAGUUACUUUACUUAUUAUAGUCUUAAGUUAGUUCAAUUGAAUAUCUAUCUAGAUCUAAGUACUAAUGAUUAGUCAUUAGUCUGAUUAGCUUGUAGAAGACUAAGAAUCUUAUAACCGAACACAGACUUUCUAGAGUAGGAGAAAUUAUUUAUUUGCCAAAAUUUGGUGAAGGUUUAAAGUUUAACAUGCAAAAAAAAAAACUGAAAGCAGAUUCCUCUUCACUUCAACUAGAUCUAUAUAUAUAUAUUCUAUAAUGGACAAUAAAAAUAGCUAUUUCCUAGAUAGAUGCUAUGUAUUCCUACUCAUAGUUAAGAUUUUAUUUUAAAAUAAAUUGGGUCAGUUCAUUCCCCUACACUUAAUCACUUAGUUUUUGAGCUUUCCUUUUUACUAGUGUUUUUAUUUUCACAUAACACUAAAAUCAUUCUGGCGUGCUAGUAGUCUCUGUGGUAGAUAAAGAAUUUAUAUAAUUAAUUGCAGUGACUAAUUUGAAUAAGCCUAUUAGAUGGCCUCUGACUUGCGCAAAGCGGCUAUGUAUCAUCUCAGAAUGAGAUAAAUACCUGUGCAUUAGCUAUGGUCGGAACAACGUUGCUGACACAGCAGUUCUCCCCUCCCUAUGUAGUUGAUGUAUCUAAAGGAAUGGUAAGGGUCGAUACAUUUUGUGAUCCAAUCUCUGCAAGGGUGUAGCACUUAGUACUGUAAAGUACCUUAAGGGUUGCUGGCUCCUGAUUUUUCUCCUUGGUUGAUUCUCAAAGCCUUUCUCAUGUUGGCAGGGUGGGACUAUCUAAUGGAAGUCAACAAAUCAGACAAUUCAAAUACUAUAAAAGGCCUCAGAUGUCAUGGCAAGUUGGAGCCAUCUCUCAUGAUUGAAUGAAAAAAAAAGGGUCAUUAAGAACUAUUCUCAUGAGCUGCUAGAGUCAAAAAGCAAAGACAUUAGUACAUUUGCAUUUAAAGAAAACUGUAAACAGCUCAAAGUGGGAGAGUCCACCCAUAUGUGCCAUCACCCUUGUGUAUGAUGCAAGACCUAUCCAACAUGAAACACAUGUUAAGUUCUUUCAAGGACAUGCUAAAGAAAGAAAACAAGUUUAAAACAGAAAUGGCUGCAGCAGGUGACAGCGAAGAUGCACAAAAAGAAAAAAUGAUGGAAAUUUUUAUCAAAAGUAUGGAAGGAGAACACAUGAGCAUCAUAGAUUCCUUGUUGAAAACAAAACUUCGGGACAAAAGGCUGCCAUUGGAUGUAAAUCAGUGUGUGAUUGAAGCCUCUAUAAGGGGUAAUCUAGUUGUGCUGACCAAACUUUUAAAUCUUCACCCUCGGCUGAGUCAUGGAGAUGAUGAAAACCGGCGGGCCAUCCAUUAUGCUGCCAUGAAUGGUCACCUUGGUUGUGUCAAGCUUCUUCUGAAAUCUGGAGCCAGCAGCAACUGUUCUGACGAUGAUGGAAGAACACCUCUUCACUAUGCUUGCUCUAAUGGUCAUUUAGACAUUGUCAAAACACUUGUAACACAGGGAAGUAGUGUUAACUCUUGCCGUACGGAGAUUGGCGAAUGCGCCUUGCAUGUGACAGCUGCAACUGACCAUGUUAACAUCAUGGAAGUACUUCUGGACAAUGGUGGUGAUGUCAAUAAUAUGACUAGGAAAUUGAAAGGCGGGUCUACUCCACUUCACAUUGCAAUUACUUCAGAUAAGCCUGAUAUGGUUGACUAUUUGUGUAGACACGGAGCCUUGCUUAAUAUGGAGGAUGGAUUUGGCAAGUUUCCAAUCCACAUAGCAUGUGAGAAAGGUGUUGUACGCUGCAUCCCAGUGUUAAUUCAGCAUGGGGCCGAUCUGGAGAUGUUGGACAGCUACAAUCAGACACCCUUGUGUUCAGCUGCAUUAGAAAAUCAACCAGCUGUGGCCAAAUUGCUGAUUGAACAUGGGGCUAAUGUGCAUUCUGUUGAUAACAAUGGAUUUACCCCUUUACACAAGGCUAGCAUUAAGGGUAAUGUCGAGCUGAUUGACCACUUAAUGUCUGCUGGUGCUGACCUCAAUAAGAGAAGCACCAAAAGUCUUCAGACUCCACUCAUGACGGCUGUUUACUUUGGUAAGCUUGAGGCCAUCAAGAGACUGGUUCAUUACGGAGCUGACACAACUGUAACUGAUAUCAAUGGUCAGACUCCACUCCACCUGGUGCACUCAAAGAUAGGAGGUGAUCCAAUAGAUAAAAUUUUGCUAGCUCUGUUAGAAGGUGGCGGCCGUCUUGAUAUCAGGGACCAGAACCACUUCACCCCACUUCAGAAAGGCAUAUAUACUGGAGUUGUCAGGAGUAAUCUGUCCCUGCCCAGCAUUCAGCUCUUGGUACAGGCUGGCUCUUUGCUGGCCCCAGACAAGUAUACAUCCGGCAAGAAUUCACCUUUGUUCUGGCUGGCUUACUCUGGUUGCUUGAAAGAAGCUGCGUAUCUGGUCAGAGCUGGCUGGGACCUGAACAAUGAGACAUGGAUCAUGUUGCCAGGGAAAGAUUCAAUGCAGGACAAGCUUCAUGAUUUCAUGAUUGUCAAUUUUAGGACUGUGCCUUCAUUACUGCACCGUACAAGACAGGUUAUAAGGUCACAUCUCUCUUCCAUCAGAAAGUUUAGAGAGAUACUCUCAUCUAUAGACAGUCUGCCAAUCCCCUCUGCUCUGAAGUCCUACCUAAAACUUGAAGAUGUUGACCCAAACAACAUGGAUUUCUUGGAUUGGGAGGAUGCUGGACCUUAUGAUGAAGAUGAGGAUGAAUCAGAUUCUUAACACAGCAUGGCAUUUAUGACUUUUGUAUCUCCCUGCAUGGUGUGAACUUAGUACUCUCUCUAUAUAUAGGUGUUGUUUUUAGUGUAAUUCAAAGUAAUUGUAUGUCACAAUCUCAUCUCAGACUGACAUAUUUAUUGUUGUUCAUUUUAUUCUGUCCAAAUAAACCAAGUUUCUCCAGAACAGAUGCAGCAUUAAUCAAUAUAUCCCCGUUGCCUCUUGUUGUAAAUGUCAUCCUCAGAUAAGAUGAUAUGGUUAGGUUUGACUUCUUUCAUGUGCUGGAAUGUGUUGAUUAGAAAAUACUGAUGCCUAGCUAGUGAUGCCUAGCUACUGAUGCCUAGCUACUGAUGCCUUUAUGAAUGUGUAACCAAUAUAAUAAAGCUUUGGCUCUGUUGUUUCGUUUUCAAAAGGAGUCAUAGGCCUGGCAUGCACACAUUGUUUCUUUUAUACAUUUACUAUUUGUAUAGUAUGAAAACUUUUUUUUUUGUGAAUUCUCUAAGUCAAUAUUUUUUUGUGAUUGGGUUACUGCAAGGUGUUAUUUUCUACCAUGGCUGGAGUCAUUAGUAGAAUAGUUUCUUACUAUUUGUUUCCUGUGAACUUUUGAGGCAGAAGCUUAAGUAGAAACCUUGACCAAGUUUACAAGAGUCAAAUCAGUUGAGAAGUUUCAAAUUAGGUUUUUCCAUAGAGCUCAAUCCUCUUCAAAGUUUGCUUAUUAAGAAUGAAAUGUGGUAUCGUUUGAUGCAACUAGUUACUUUGUGACAGUAUGGCAACUUCAGAUUAUGUAUUGUCAGGACAAGUAAAGAAGGUUUUGAGGUGGUAACUCUCAAUUGAUGCUCACACAAUUAGUGUUGUGAAUUUGAUAUGCAUCACAAUACAAAAUUAUUUAGAUAAACUCAUCCAAACUAAACAUACAAAAAUAUUUCUUUUGUACCCUUCCCCCCCCCCCCACUUUUUUUUUUUUUGCAGAUUUUUUUCUUUUUUUACAAAAUACAAAUGUAGAUUUAACUUGGCAGGUGUAAAUGAUUUCUGAUUUAUUGUCACCUUUUUAAUCUUUUCAAUGAUUUAUGAUAAGUUCUGAAUUGACCUUAAGAAGUCUUCAAAGUGGACACACCUUCAGUGGAUCAAAUUCAUUAUUAUUGUCCUACAUGCUAGUGAAAUAGACCCAAUGUUACCCACAAUCUCUUAAAACAAUUUCACUAAAAUGUGAAAGAGCAUCAAAGCAAAAAUAAUGUGAAGUUUUGUGUUUCAGUGGUUAGAUACUUUUUUGUUUUGCUUCAAUGGCUUAGUGAAGAAAAGUCAUGAAAUGUUCAUUUUGAAAAACAAACUCAUUGAAUGGAGAGAGUGUCACAGAGGGUCAUUAAGGAGAAUUUUUUUUUGCCUAAUGACUUUGUUUACAAUACUUGUGUCUUUAUUUGUCAUUUCAUGAUUAUAAAUUUGAGUGCACUAACACUUUAUGGGGAAUGAUUAGUGAAACUAUUAUUCCAAUGGUGAAAGGAAAAAUUGUAGUGAUACUUCCAUAAGUUGGACACUUUUUAAGUUUUUCUGGUGAGUUUUUCUGUUAACUUUUAUGUUUAUUUAAUCAACUUGUAAUAGAGACUUGCUACGAGAUUUGUUUUGUUCAUUUAGACAUUACUGCAAUGAAAAUGUUUGUAACUCCUUUCAAAUUUUUAUUUACUAACACAAAAGACUGGAUUGAGCUGUGCUAGAUUUAAAAAAAAACAACAUAUUUCUACCUCAUAAAAGGUCAUAACUUGGACUAAGCUCCAAUAAAACCAAUAUUUAAUAAGACCAGAGUUCAUUGUAAGACCUUCAUCAAGUGGGUGGAUUUGUCAUUCACUGUUGGCAGUUUCUAGAGUUUUAUUUUUUUCUGUUCUCUUUAAAAUGGGAAAUGUUUGUCAUGAUCAAAAAUUACAUUUCUAUCAUGACCCCAAAAAUCUUAAAAUUUGUCUAUUUCUGGCAAACAUCAUUGAAUGUCAUGAGCAAUAAUUUUGAUUUCUUGGUGUAAAUUUUCAAGUUAUACCAUGCUACAGAAAUGAAGUACUGGUACCAUGUGCAGUGACCAUAUGUAGUGACCAUAUGCAGUGACUGGCUUGCUUGCGAAAAUUUCUUGGUCACCUCAGCGAACUAUCAAAUGUAGUGACCCACUUGUUGUUGGCAUGUUUAGUGUCAUAUUUUCUAGCAUCCGUCGUACUUUAUGUAAUGACUGUAUUUGUUGAUGCCUUGUUUUGAUACUCAGGUAAUGAUAGAAUUCUAAGAUCUGAUACUUUAGCUUGUCUAUUUAUGGCCCAUACUUUCCACAUUAUUUUGUUUAAUGUUAUUUAUUUCAUGUGCCCAAUCACAGCCUGACAAAUAAUUGUGCAAGACGUAAUGAUUUUUAAAUAUAAUUCUAUGAAAAAAUGUGUAUGUGGUACAUUUAUUUGUAAAUACAUGGCCUGCCUGUCAUCAUUGGCUCAUUUCUGAGUCCAAUUACUUUAGUUGAUCAAACUUUCAGCAUUUACAGCUUGAGAAAGUUACAAUUACAAAAUAGUUGAACAAUAAAUUUGACAUUGCAUGGCUACCCUUCAUUUUUACAUUUGCUAUCACACUUCUGGUAUGCCUUUUGUCUAAAUCUUGAAGUCAAAUACAAUUUUGUAAACUUUCACCACCUUAUCUGAAACUCUGGUUGCACCUGCCAUGAUAACCACAAAGAAACAAAUGGAUUUUUUUCUUAAAUGCCUUUUAUAUGCUCUAACAUCAAGCAGGUAUAGGUUUUUUUUCCCCACUUGCUGUUGAUAAGCUUUUAGAAUGAAGUGACCAGCUUUUCAAAGCAGCAUGAUAGAUGUUAUUGAGUAAUCACAAAGUAUCAAGCAAUAACAUUGAGAUGAGCUGUUGGAUAGAUUCAUUUUGAGUUGAACUUUUGAAAGAAGUGACUCUAUUGCUUGAUUGUCUGUAACUAAUUCAGAAAAGACGCUGAAGUUACAUAUAUCUUGAAUGGAUGUCUAUGCACCCAUGUGAUAAUAGUUGAUUAUGACAUCUUGUAAUUAUAACAUUGAAUUGGAAUACCUUUUGUAUGAAUGGUUUGAAAACAAAACAUAUGAAUGUUCCUACUGUUGGUAUUGAUUUAUAAGCUUCUACAUACUGGUAUGCAAGUAUUUGUUCAUGUAAUGUCUGACUUCUGACACCACUACUUAAAACCACAUUGGAACAAACUGAACUAUGUGUUGCCUAGCUUCUCAGGAGCUGAAUGUACAUAAGUUAUAUCCAGCUUGCUGACUCACUUGCUCAAUAUUGAUAGAAUCCUACUUAUCUGCCUUUGUGUUUCAAAUAUCAUCAGCAGAAGUAUUGUGGUAACACUUGACAAACUGGUGAAAUGGGAAGAGUUAGUUCCAAAGUCACCAGUCAACCCUUGAUUCUGUUUCUAAUGAUGAACUAGAUCUAUUGAAAGCAUUUGUCUACUGCACUACACUUUCUUCUACUAGUCACUCAGUGCAGGAAGAAGAUUUGGGUUUACAAGUUAUAACACAGUUUUGUUUCUUUAUCAUUUUAGUCAACAUUUGUCCAUAGUUUUUUUGUUUUUGUACUUGAGACAUGCCUGUCUCUCUGACUUGGCCUAUAAGCUGAAGUAAAGUCACCAUGGUCUGACUUUUGUUUUUGUACUUAAGACAUGCCUGUCUCUCUGACUUGGCCUAUAAGCUGAAGUAAAGUCACCAUGGUCUGACUUUUGUUUUUUUCUUUCACUUGUUAAUCAACUGAUUUUAAAUACUGAUAUUGAUAAAUUUGGAAAUAGAUUUACAUUGUGAAAGUUAACUGCUAGGAACGGUUAUUUGUGAGGUCAAAAAUUGACUAGAUUAAAUGUCAAUGUAAGGUAUUAAGAAACAGUGAAAGUAAAUUUAUUUUAAACUUAUAAAUAACUCAGUUAAAUUGUCACAAUUCUUUUGACACCCCCUAGAAAUGAACUUUAUAGUAUCUGUCCAUUUCAAACACAAUGUGCAAUUCUGUAAAUAUUUAAACUCAAAACUUUCAGACUUUCAAGUGCAAUGAAUCAGCAGUUCAUUUCUUUGGUUUACCUCCCUUUCUUCUUUGUGAUUGUGUGACUCUUGGUUCCACUCUGUCUCAUUUCCAUCUGGAGACAUUUUCUCAAGUAAUAUUUCUCUAUUAUUGACCAAUAAAUUGGGUAAAUUAAAAACAAAACAAAAAAACUCCAUUAUUUAUGACAUUUUUAUUUUUGUCUUAAUUUUCAGUCUUUAUUUUUGUAGAACGUUUGUACAACUUGGUACAAGAUUUUUAGUUCUGUCUACUCUAGCUCAACCUAAAUAGAUGAGAAAUACUCAGGAUUUUAUAUCAACAUUAUACUGUUCAUAACUUCAUAGCUACUUGCAUUUAUUCUACCUAUAUUCAUAAAUAAUGUUUUUUUUUUUAAUGUAUGUGCAUGAAGACUUUGAUCAUUAUUAUAGCUAGAAAAAACAAAAAUCCCAGACAUUUCUUUUUUGGCAGCUUUUCAACUUGAUAUCAUUGAUAAUACAUUUUUGUAAUAGUAUUUUUUGUAUGUACCGUAAUGGAAAUCAGCAGACUUAUUCUGUGGCCAGAUUUUUCUUUUUCUACUUAAAAGGACCAAAAAAAAAUGAUAAUGUAACAUUUCUAUUCAUUCCACAAGUUGAGUACAAAUAUUUUUUUGUUUCAAUUUUAAAAAGAGCUACAUUUUUCUAGUAAAAGAUUGUGUCAAUGUUAUGACUAGAGCUAAUGUUUGUUUGAAAACAAGAGUUACUAUGAGUGAUUGUAUUCUAAUGUUGUCAACUACAGAAUUGUUUGGGUACUGAAAUAAAAUGUUGUAUGUUGUCAA
Molecule: messenger RNA, 9199 nt
Organism: Biomphalaria glabrata
Lineage: Eukaryota; Metazoa; Mollusca; Gastropoda; Planorbidae
Product: serine/threonine-protein phosphatase 6 regulatory ankyrin repeat subunit B-like
Exons: 11
Coding region: 2635-4383 (582 amino acids)
Biological process (GO): intracellular signal transduction
Cellular component (GO): cytoplasm; nucleus
Molecular function (GO): protein binding
Source: RefSeq, a predicted model, not a curated record